AUGACAGCAUAUCUACCACAAUCUACGAUACCCAUAUUUACGACCGUUGCGUCGUACAGGGAAUGGAGGCAGAAGGCAUUCAAGGAGGGUAAAUCGGUUGGGUUCGUCCCAACCAUGGGGGCGCUUCAUGAAGGACAUCUAUCACUAGUCCGCAGGUCACUCACAGACAACGACCUAACCGUCGUAUCUAUCUUUGUCAACCCAGCUCAAUUCGCCCCGCACGAAGACCUGGCUACAUACCCCCGCACACUACCUACCGACCUCAAACUCCUCGAAGCCACUACGACUUCGUCAGAUAAAGAGAUAAAAACACCCUCUGCGGUAUUUGCUCCUACCGUCAAAGAAAUGUACCCCUCUGGCAUCGUUUUGAACGUCUCGGAACAGAAAGGGACCUUCAUCGAGGUCAAAGGCUACAGUCACCAAAUGGAAGGAAUGACCAGACCUACAUUCUUCAGGGGUGUCGCAACAGUCGUGACCAAGUUGUUCAACAUCAUCCAACCUACACACGCCUACUUUGGCCAAAAGGACAUCCAGCAAGCUUUCAUCCUCAAACGUCUCGUACGAGAUCUGCUGUGCCCACAUCCAACACCCGAGAACCUCCACAUCGUCCCAACAGCACGAGACCCAACAGACGGACUCGCUCUCUCCUCCCGCAACGCCUAUCUCUCUCCUUCAGGUCGCAAAGUUGCUGAUACCCUCCGCCGAGCCCUCCUCGCAGCGGAAGCCAAAUGGAAGGAAGGAAAUUCCACAAAACAAGAGUGCAUUGAUGCAGCUGUCGCUCAAAUCACCCAAGCACAAGAACGAAUCGCGAAAGGGGGGUUGGACGUGCAGAUGAAGCUGGAUUACAUCGAGAUGAACGACGCGGAUGACUUUAGCGUCCUCCCUUCAGACGCACGGCCAGUUGAUAGGCUCGUCAUCCUCAGCGGCGCUCUCUACGUCGACAAGACGCGCUUGAUAGACAAUAUUCUCCUUGGUGACACUGCUGGGCUUAUAGACGCGUAGUUUGAUUAACACUAAUAUUCUCCAGUGUUCUAAUUCAAUUCGGAAGGUCAC
Molecule: messenger RNA, 1053 nt
Organism: Coprinopsis cinerea okayama7#130
Lineage: Eukaryota; Fungi; Basidiomycota; Agaricomycetes; Agaricales; Psathyrellaceae
Product: pantothenate synthetase
Exons: 3
Coding region: 1-1002 (333 amino acids)
Biological process (GO): pantothenate biosynthetic process
Molecular function (GO): pantoate-beta-alanine ligase activity
Source: RefSeq, a predicted model, not a curated record